Molecule: messenger RNA, 1614 nt
Organism: Trichobilharzia szidati
Lineage: Eukaryota; Metazoa; Platyhelminthes; Trematoda; Strigeidida; Schistosomatidae
Source: the annotation of a GenBank genome assembly
AUGGUUGAAACUGGUUUUUCAAAAAUAAUUUUGGUCAAAAAGUUAACUGGUUGUGAACCGAAUGGAUAUACCUGUACAUGUGUGUUAGAUGGUUGGGAGUCUACUGAAAGUUUGUCGAUGUCAGCAAAGAAGGCCCAAGAUUCCGCUGCCCAAGCAAUGCUUAAUAAGUUAAAUCAUACUGAAAAUAAAUGUUCUACAGUCCAGUCGUCUAAUUGGAACUCAAAUGCUGCAUCUCAGUGCGUACACAAAAAGAAUGUUAAGUCAGGCAAGGCUAAAUUACAGUUGAAUCUAAAUCGUGCUACUGAUGAGUCGGUACAUCCUGUUUGUAGAUUGGAGUGCUUUAGAGCUUCAAAGCGUUUAGAUAAAAUAAAAUAUACACUGUUAAAUGAACAACUGCAGAGUGGAAUGCAGGGCUCUCUGGUAUCUGGACGAUCAUCAUUUGUUUAUCAGAUUGAAUUUUUAAACGAAUGUAUCCAAGGUCCUGCAGCUAAUAAUAAACGUUUGGCUAAACGACUUGCUGCUGAAGCAUUAUUGAGAAAAUUGGGAUUAUCUAGUGAAAAAGUACCCGAGGUUAAAAGUGCUCUACGAACAGCAGAGGUUCCGUUUCCUGAUAAUGAUGAUGCGGAGAAUAUCUUGGGAAAUUCAUCUCACGGUAAUCCUGUCCCCACGGAAAACAACGACAACGGAGGUAGAUCAGAGAGCCUACCGAAUCAGAUGGUUCACAGCAAGGAUUAUCAUGUGAAUUUUAGUUGUACCAGUGAUACUUUUGUCUUCAGUGAAGAAGAAGGGAAAUGCAGUUCAUUGGGCAGACGAAAUUCUCAUCCCGUGCAAAAGAAAGGUGUAAAAUCAAAAGUACUAUACAAUAAACAAAAUACUCGUUGUUAUUCAAGUAUGAAUCUUUCAAUGAAUGAUAUGCAUAACUUCAUACAAAACCAUUAUGUUUCGUCAACAUCAUCUCGUCUUUCACUGCCAAAUUCAACAUCUGAUAGAGAACACUAUAAAAGUUACAAAGAUUUUGGUGUCUUCGAUAAAACUAUUGGUUAUUGGACAGACUCUAAAAAGCUGAAGUUCAGUCUUAGAUCCUGUUCUCAAAGCAACUCAGAAAACGACCUGUCUGGAAACCACUGGCAUCGAAAAUCAGACUGCUUGUCUGAUAGUGCAUUCCCUAAUGUUUCCCUCAGCUGUACACAUAUAAAAACGAAUAUAAGACUGCAGCUUUUAGCUCGUGUCGCUGCCUAUUGUUUAAAAGAACAUGUUUCUAAUCCUUCACUAUCAAUGAAUACAAAAAAAGAAUUACUUGGAAGAACGAAUGUUAGUUUGGUUGAUCAGUUGGUCCUUUUGUGCAAACGUCUUUCAGUGCCUUGUCAUUUCAUCGAUUAUCCUCCUACAUUUUACACUGGACACAAGAAACAAAAAGAAAUUGAUUUAAGACAAUUCGAAUACACAGUUAUCCUAUUAGUUGGUAUAAAUCCCACAAAUUAUAUUACCACUCUGAAUUAUUCACAAAUGAAUGAUGGUUAUAUAUCAGUGAAGGCUUCAGAUUUUACAAGAAGUAUAGCCAGACAAAAAGCUGUUCAACUAGUGGUUCAGUGUUUAGCAAAAUUAAUUGAAUAA